Messenger RNA from Saccostrea cuccullata (small rock oyster), 864 nucleotides. RefSeq lists its product as uncharacterized. The record is from RefSeq and is a predicted model, not a curated record. The coding region runs from base 1 to 864 and encodes 287 amino acids. The transcript has 2 exons. Lineage: Eukaryota; Metazoa; Mollusca; Bivalvia; Ostreida; Ostreidae.
AUGCAGAUCUUUCGUCUUUUGCUGUUUGUGUUGCUGCUGGUCUUAAUUGUUGACCUUCAGGCUGACGUAGGGGAUGAUGCAGCAAAGGCAACAGAGGUUGUAAAAGCUGGAAUUGAGGCAACCAAUGCUAUAACUGAAAUUGUGUCGGACGUCAAGAAAAAUAUGGAAAGGCUUUUUACCGAAGUAACAAACCUCAUUAAAUCAAAGGGUCUAAAGUCGCAGUUUUCUGCAAUUGAACAAAAUAUUCACGCUUUGUCACAUCGCCUACAUAUGUUAAUAUCAGCUCCUAAAGAUGCUGUCAAUGGGCAAAAGUCGCGCUUUAUUAAGGCAUUCGAGGUCAGUUAUCAGAGUGCAGCUCAAAAGAUAUAUAACGGUAUUAUGACAAAACGAUCUUUUACAGACAAUAUUCCAGAUGAAGCAAUGGCAUAUACAAAUUACGAUCGUAAAAAGAUGCAGUCGGUAAUGGCUGGAUGUACCGCGCUUCUCAUGACAGCCGUGAAGAUUAAUUUAGCGUAUUUGGAGCUCACAAACAGGAAAGCCUCCUAUAAAAUGGAAAAAACAAUAUGGGAGGCAAACAUCAAGAAAGUCCUACAGAAAGGAAAAUGUGUGGAUAAGAAAGUUGCUAAUGCGUGGGAAACUCAAAAGACGGAAGAUUUGAAAAUGCUUUCUGCACAGCACAAAGAUGAUAAUCACGCUCAAUUUGCAAAACGAUUGUACGAUUUCUACACGAAAAAAUAUUACUGGAGGGAUUGGGUCGUCAUCGUAUACAACAAAAUGGCUGAAUCAUGGAAAGGAAAUAAUGGUCAUGGUUUUAAGCUCUUGGAGGGGAUAAAUAUAUUAACAAAGACGGAAGGAAUGUUUUAA